GGACAGUAAGUCGAGAGACCGAGAGAGGGGAAAAACUAAAGAAAGUCAACAGGUUGGACACACGGGUUGAAGACUGCGUGGUUUCUGGUCCGUCGUUUUGGUGCGGGACGGGUGGGGAGAUGAGGCCUCUCCUGGGAGCUCUGACUGCUCUGCUCUGCUGCUCCCUGUCCUCUUCACAAACACUGGACCCCGACGGGAGAAACAUCUGCCAGAAUCUCAGAGACCCGUCCACCUUGGUGUGUUGCACUGGAUGGCGUCAAGAAGGGAAAGAGUGCUCUAUACCUGUGUGUGAGGGCAAGCACGCCUGCCUGAAGGAUGAGCUCUGUGUGUAUCCUGGAGUGUGUCGCUGCCCAGCCGGCUUCUAUGGGGCUCACUGUAAAACAAGCUGUCCUCCUGAGUUCUGGGCACCAGACUGCCGUGAGGUUUGCCAGUGCCACCCACAUGGCCAGUGUCACUCCUCCACCGGCGUUUGCACCUGCAAUUCGAACCGCUGGGGCCCCGUGUGCCAGUACGCCUGCAAGUGCGGCCGCCACAGCCACUGCAACCCCGUCCACGGAAACUGCACCUGUAACGAGGGCUGGUGGACUCCAACCUGCACCAAGCCAUGCCAGUGCGUCAGCGGGGGCGCGGUGGGUAUGGCCUGCGACCAGCUAACGGGCCGCUGUCAGUGCCGCAGGGGUCACUGGGGUCAAAAGUGCUCUCUCACUUGUAACUGCUACAUGUCCCCCUGCAAUCAGCGCACCGGGGUGUGUGAGUGCCAGGCAGGCUGGUGGGGACACAGCUGUGACCGACACUGUAACUGUGACCUGACACAUAGCCGGUGUGACCCGGUCAAUGGGCAGUGCCUGUGCCACCCUGGGUACAAGGGCGACUUCUGUAACAAGCCCUGUGACGCGGGCCAGUAUGGUAGCGGGUGUAUACUGAGCUGUGGUCACUGUAGAGACGGCCAGAGCUGCUCUCCCACUGACGGUGUGUGUGCUGCCUGCGAGCCUGGCUGGAACGGGACACGAUGCGACCGUCUGUGCACUUUGGGUUUUUACGGCGAUGGGUGCCAGGAGAAGUGCCCGCGUUGCAAGAACAGCGAGCCCUGUGACCCAAAAACAGGGAGAUGUUGGAGGUGUGACCCUGGAUGGACUGGCCCCAGGUGUGAGGAUGCCUGCACUAACAGGACAUUUGGAGACGCCUGCAACUUCCGCUGUGGCCCCUGUUUCCAUGGUAACUGCCAUCACGUGACAGGAAGAUGUGUCUGUCAGCCAGGCUAUCAGGGAGAGAGUUGUAACAGCAGCUGCCCGGCGCUCCAAUACGGCCUCAACUGUUCCUCCGCCUGUGACUGCGGAGAGGGCAUCAGCUGCCAUCCAGCCACGGGUGCUUGUCCCAGCAGUGUGCGCGGGGCUCUGCUGGCAGGUGUGCUGGUGCCUCUGUUCCUGGUGCUGCUGGCCGUGCUCUGCUGCUGUCUGUGCUGUGGAGGAGGCUCUGCCGAUGGCAAAGACAGGGUGUCUGUGGCUGACGGAGAUGUGUUGGUUCGGAUGAAAUAUCAUGUCUACAGCGUCCUGGCCAACAUCAGCGCUGCCCUGCCAUGUAUCUCCAACUGGUCCUCUGGCUUGCCUCGUGUCACUGUAUCUCACCAUGACCCGGAGCUGACCUUCAACCACAGCUUCAUUGAGCCUCCAUCCUACGGCUGGGUGACAGAAGGCUCGUCGUUUGACAGUGAUGAAGAGGAGGGAGAGGCCCUGUACUGCGUCCCCCCGAGGGAAGACAUCCCGGCGGUGGCGGGCGGCGAGCUCCAGGAGAUGAGCUCCAAAUGUAACAUGUUCUUGGACCCGUCAGGCUUCAGCUGCGAGGACAUGGCCCAACCCUUCAACAUCCCACGCACUUCUAGCAUCGCCAAAUCCAAACGUCCCUCUGUCUCCUUUGCCGAGGGAACCCGCUUCAGCCCCAAAGAACGCCGCGGCUCUGCUCAGGAUCUGGGCAGUGGCCCACGCACAAAAUCCAAGUCCACCUGGGGGGCUCUGAUGCUCUCUGCCCACCAAUCCCACGGGGGUGCAGCUAGAUCUGGGGAGGAAGAUGAAGCUGAAGGGGAGGAGAGGGAAAACGGAAUGGAUGGAGGAGCCGUGGACGACCGGGAAUCAAACUGUGAGGCAGGGGACCAGGAAGUAGACAAGAGUUCAGCUGCCCCGUCCCGCAUCACCUCUCAGGGUCCUGGGACAGCAGGACGAAGACGUACCAUGUCCAACACUGCUGCCCAUAAAGGGAACCAGGCACCAGCACCUGCGCCUGAUGCCACAAAUAAGGUCACCACAGUGUACGUGACAGUGGGUAAAGCGGGUAGGCCCGUAUCUAAAGUCGAGUCCAGCUCCGAAGGCCCCGUCCAGGCUAUGCUGCGGCGGCUCGGCAGCCUCCAGAGACAGAGGGAGCAGGAGGCUGGCAGGCCCAAGGCUAAGGGAGCUGAGGGGAUUACCAAGCCACCCAGGAGGAAGCUUGGAGCCCGUGCAAGUGUGUGGGAGCAGGGAGGGCCUUCCGGAGCAGGGGAGGGCAGCAUAUCCAAGCCUAUUAGGAGGAAACAUGCUUCACUAAACACGCCUGGCACAGCGGGCACCAAUGACACUCCGUCAUCAGAGAGCGGCACUCCAAAGAGGCCGCUGUCGUCCAUUUUGAAGAGUGUGCCGGAGGGCUCCUCAGUUGACUCUGGCUCCGAGGUGAGGGCUGACGGAGCCAGAGUGCAGGGCGGCUCUCCCAGUGCAGGACAUACUGAGUGUAACUACCUGACUGUGGGUCCAGUGGCAGAUGCAGGGAGUCUCACUGAGGUCAUUGCUAAUGAGGGCGCAGUGGCCAGUGCGAACGAUGAACCAAGCUAUGAAAAUGUUAUGAUCAAACACCCAUAACUGCUGCAACAUCACUUCAUCAGGCGACAUCGCUGAAACUACAGAUGCACUCAAAUCUCACUCUCAAUCUCAAUUUAAUCAACUUUGUCGACACGUUUUGGUCAACAGUUCGAUACAAGUGAAGCUUACAUUUUGACAUCAAUGUAUUACAGGUCACCUACAAAAAAUGUAAGUAAUGUUUAGCCUAAAUUCAAAAGUGUAUACGCAUUAUAUACGCAUGUAUAUGCUUUUUUUCAGAUCAAAAGGCAAAUGUGAGAGGAAAGUAUAGAAUGUCAGAUUUUUUUUUUUUUUUCAGAAAAUAUACAACCAUGGUCAAAAUUUGUUGCAAUCUCUAUGUCCAAAUUCAGGGGAUCAUUAGUACUGUGACAAAUGGGUGACAGGAGAUUAUAAUUGCUCAGGUGUUGCAUGUUGCGUUAAUUGUGCAUACAUAAAAGAUCUGUGAAUAUUGA
Molecule: messenger RNA, 3331 nt
Organism: Myripristis murdjan (pinecone soldierfish)
Lineage: Eukaryota; Metazoa; Chordata; Actinopteri; Holocentriformes; Holocentridae
Gene: scarf1
Product: scavenger receptor class F, member 1
Exons: 11
Coding region: 120-2882 (920 amino acids)
Biological process (GO): heterophilic cell-cell adhesion; dendrite development; neuron remodeling
Cellular component (GO): membrane
Molecular function (GO): scavenger receptor activity; low-density lipoprotein particle binding
Source: RefSeq, a predicted model, not a curated record